Caenorhabditis auriculariae is the source of this 2610-nucleotide messenger RNA. Lineage: Eukaryota; Metazoa; Nematoda; Chromadorea; Rhabditida; Rhabditidae. The record is from the annotation of a GenBank genome assembly.
AUGUCGGCUGCUUUUAAAUUUCUGACUUUCCUGGCCUUUUUUGUCGUCGCCAGUGAAGCUUUUCAAAGAAGUGAGUAUUUUUUUCAAAUUCUAACGAAAAAUUUUCUAUUUAGUCCACUCUGACGAUGUACCAGGCCCCAUCAAGAACAAACAGUACAGCCAAUCAGAAAAUGAUCGUUAGGUUUCCCGGAUCAUCCAACAACUGAACGAACUUUCUAGGAAGACGCCUCUCGCUUUUGAGGAAACUGAAAGAAAUCGGUGUGACAGAGCCGUCGAUCAAAAAGCUGGAAGCUGUUUUCACGAAAUACGAAGUGAACUUGUUGAACAAUUCCUUUUCUUAGUUUCAAACCCAGAAAAUCUACAAAAAGGAGCCGAAAUUGACCCAAGACCAGUUCGAGACAAAAUACGGCGCCGCUUAUUUCCGAGAGUUUUCCAAUGCCAUUGACAGUCUUCCGAGUUCUGACAAGGUUGGUUGUUUUUUCAGUCAUAGAGUCGCACUUGGAAUGGCUCCGACUUGAAACGGGUUGCGCAGGAAUUCUUGGAAAGGCCAGCCGACCGUGACCAGUAUAAAAUCGCAAAGUUACAGAAAAAAACCUUGGAUGUUUUCGGAAGACCCAAAGACAGACGCCCGAAGCCGCUUUGAACCAUUUUUUCGUGAAUAAAGCUUAUUUUGCGAUCUUUUUUUUAUCGCUUUCAAGGUUCCAAGAAAGAGAAUCUGAUCUAUACAAAUCAACGAACAAGGAAUCUUAGUUCUUCUCAACCAAUCCAGAAUCGGAACCCUAGCCGAACUGAAAGAGACUAGAUUCACUAGAUUUUUUUAAAAAUGUUUUUGGGAAAAUUUUUCGAUUCAGAGACGUAUAAAACAGAAAAAGAGAAAAUCUACUGUAGUCCUUUCGCCGCAACUUGAAACAGUCUGAGUUCUCUGCGCCAUCUUUUCUCUAACCAGGCAAUGGACUUCUGAAUGAGACCAUGUCUACUAGAUGUGACAUUUCACGCUGAUUCCAAAUCCAGUCUCAAAAACUGUCCUUGAGGUCUGUGAAAAAAGUUAGGUGCUCUCAAAAGACGGAUGAUUUCGCGACCGACUUGAAACGGCUUGCGCAGGAUUGAACAAAGACUGCCAAAUUUUUCGUUUCAGGACAAAAUGAACAGGAAAUUCAGGAAACGCAAUUGACGCCAGAAACCAAAAUGAACUUUUUUCGUGAAUAAAGCUUUUUUGCAAUUAGUUUUUAACAAAAAAAGACUUGGGGAAAAUCAACUUUAUCAAAAAGUCAUCUGAAGAGUUUUCAGAAGUCGAACACUUGGAAUGGCUCGAUUUGCUGUUCAUAUGAAUCCUCAUUCUGCAUAGCCAUGGUCAUGUUCAUAGACGGGCGAUGUGGUCUCAAUUUCACAUUCUCUCUUUUUGGUCGCACUUGGAAUGGCUCGAUUGUUCAUAUGAAUCCAAUUCCUGCAUUUCGAUCAAAUCAUCGUCAUGUUUAUAAACGAGCGAUUCGGUCUCAAUUUCACGCUUCCCUCGAAAAUGUCAACCGCCGUCCACAUUUUGACUUUUUUGGCUUUUUGCGCGGUCUUCAAAGCGGAGUUUCGCAAAAUUAGUUGUGAAUUUUGUUUUUCGCUAUCUCUUCAUUAAAAUCCCUUUUUUAUAGUGGAUUUUGAUGAUGAAAUCGUCCUCAAGAGCCAAAAAUACAAUGGAUCAGAUUUUAAUGGUUUGGUUUUGAACCUUCUUUGAAAGCCUAAAAGAAACUACUUAUGAGAAAAUCGCGCCGAAUUCAUCAAAAAGGCUAAAGAAGCCGGUGUUACGCAAACUUCAAUCGAUAAAUUGCACGAUUUAUUCAAAAAAUACCAGGUGAUUUUUUUGAACAAUUUUUAGUGGCUGAAUUUUUCAGGAAAUCCACAAAAAUGACCCAACUUUGAAUGAUAUGGAGUUUGGAAAGAAGUACAAAAAGUCUUAUUUCGAAGACUUUUCGAGAAUUAUUGACAGUUUGCCGAGUUCCGACAAGGUAGUCUUUCUGAGGUCGCAUGUGGAAUGGCUCAAUUUCGGGGUGCGACCGACUCGAAACGGUUCGCGCAGGAUGUCAUUGAAAAAUACUAGGCUUAAUUUCGAGAUGCGACCGACUUGAAACGGCUUUCGCAGGAUGUCAUUGAGAAAUACUAGGUUAAAUUUUGAGGGCAACCGACUUGAAACGGUUUGAGCAGGAUGUCAUUAAGAAACACUAGGCUUAAUUUCGAGAUGCGACCGAUUUGAAACGGUUCGCGCAGGAUUCCAUCAAAAAAAAAACCCUAGGCUCAAUUUUAAGGGGCAACCGACUUGAAGCGGUUUGCGCAGAAUGUCAUUGAGAAACACUAGGCUCAUUUUCAAGAUGCGACCGACUUGAAACGGUUUGCGCAGGAGAUCAUUAAAAACCCAUAGGCUCAAUUUCGAGACGCUACCGACUUGAAACGGUUUGCGCAGGAGCUUAUAGAGCAAGACACCAAAUUUCAAGCCAGAAACGCGACCGCGACGCCUAAGCCAUUCCACGUGCGACCAUUGAAAUUCUUGAAGCCUAAUUUUUUUUUUUGCAGCAAAAAGUCUUGGACGUCUUCCGGGACACGAAAGACCAGCACUGGGAAUCAUAA